UCCCCUUCCCACUGCCCCAUCAAACAGCAGUCAGGUUCUUCCAUUUUGAAUUCCUGAUUCCUUGCCCUCAUAUAGAAUGGAUAUUUCGCCGUUGGAAAUCCUAACAUGGAUCCAUCCUUCUCGACCAAGCAAUACACACGCCACUCCUCGCAUCGAUGUCGUCGCCCACGCCGAUCCACCUUGCGUAACUGUUCAGGGCACCGAAGAUACUGAUUCAACUCGUACGCCAAGGUACAUUCGAUCGCUUUUAAGAAUAUCCGAUUGUAUUUCAAGUAGUGCAUUCUCAUUGUUGACAUGGGUCUUCUGUCGGUCUAGUCAGCAGUUUCACUUUACCAAAUGCUUUUAUGCAGAUAAUCUCACAAACAACUGCGACAACGAAACACAAAACCUCGUCCGCAUGGCGCUCGACGGCUACACGGCUUCGGCUAUUUUCAUGACACUAGGAGCGGCAGAUGCGUUCAAGUACAGGCAAGAUACCUUGUAUCAAUUGCUGCGAUUCCUCGGAAGUGAGCUGGAAACGGUCAAUCAAACACGAAAAAAACAGCAUUUGCCCGAUAUUCAUGUCGAUUACGCUUGCUUGGGUGUGACAGACAAUUACUGUUUCGAUAUCCGAAAAGAGAUUAGGCUCAAAAGUACGUGGAACGAUCAAGUUGAGGGUAACAAUGGACACGCAAAUCAUUGACUUUGUAAAAACUAGAUUCGGAUGUGCUGCAACAUGGAAUCGACUCUUUGAUGAAACGAGCAAGGGAUAUUGAAACCAUAUGGAAGCGAAUUAAGCUAGGCUGCAAAUAUCCUUACAUUUUGAAAAUUCGAUUGACAGACGACUCUCAAUUACUGGGGACUUUGGCUUUGGUAGACCUCCUUGAACCACGGUUUACAGCCCCACCAAUGACUACCAUGCCGAGUUUCUAUUACUCGUUUUCCAACUUUCGUAAG
Molecule: messenger RNA, 936 nt
Organism: Radiomyces spectabilis
Lineage: Eukaryota; Fungi; Mucoromycota; Mucoromycetes; Mucorales; Radiomycetaceae
Exons: 6
Coding region: 77-682 (201 amino acids)
Source: RefSeq, a predicted model, not a curated record